AUGAAAGGAUUGGAAUUGAAUCCCGUCAGUGGUUUGAUGGUCUUGGAACACGAUCGGGCCGGACUACGACUGGCAUGGGUAGCAGCCAGUCUGUGGGGCGCAAUCGCCUUACUCCCAAAGGAAAACUUUGUACCGCACCUGAAAGCCACGAAAGCUCUUAUUGUAGAUUGGGGGGCUCCCCCCAAAGUGUUCAAAAUAGACCCAUAUAGAGAAGCAAUAUAUGCGGUUAUUAGCGAAGAAGAUGCGAACAAUGCGCGAACCCUAAUCAUAAGCAUGGUUGAACGGGAAACGCUAACAAACUUAACAACAAGAGGCAUGGAAAACAUUUUCCGAUCAUUCGGCAUGAUGGUGCAUUAA
This is a messenger RNA of Trypanosoma grayi, 357 nucleotides long. RefSeq lists its product as hypothetical. Lineage: Eukaryota; Euglenozoa; Kinetoplastea; Trypanosomatida; Trypanosomatidae. The record is from RefSeq and is a predicted model, not a curated record. Bases 1 to 357 code for a protein of 118 amino acids. The transcript has a single exon.